AUGGCGUUUAUCAUUAUGGACUAUAUAGAAGGGAAAAAUCUCAGAGAACUCGGCUUUGUGAAGGACUUUGAUGUCUGGUGCUCAGUGACCCCACGGCCUACCAGAGCCAGAGAGAUAAUGUACGAGAAGUUGGCCCAGGUCUAUAUACAACUGCGACAGCUGGAAUUCCCUGAGAUCGGCGCUCUUGGCCUUCCAAAAGGGGAUGACCAAAGCAUCCGGGUUCGCCAUCGGCCACUGUGUAUCGAAAUUCUUCUCCAGGAACACGAGGGUUUAGCGCCUGCUCUAAAUUUCCCCGAGCAUACAACGUUCAAGACCUCGAAGGAGUAUGUGGAUGCACUUCUAUGGCUGGGAGAUAAUCUGCUCCACAAGGGCAAGAAUACCAUGAUUGACAUCCGUGGUGAGCGAGUUUUAUAUGCCUCGCACCACUUUAGAAGAUUCGUAAUGGAGUCAUGGCUCGAUCCAGCUCAAGAUUGCGGUCCAUUUGUCUUAGUUCAUGGUGACCUAGGCAUUCAGAACCUUUUAUGGGACGAUGACCUCAAUCUAGUGGCGGUACUCGACUGGGAAUGGAGCAGCGUUAUGCCACUGCAGUUCCUCGUCCCCCCUCCCUGGUUGAACGGUCAAACCAUCGGUGCUCUGUGCCACGGCCAGCUACUCUAUAACAGCCAAGUUGGCAUCUUCUGUGAUAUAGUGCGGCAUCAGGAGAAAGUUUUAGGAUGUUCUCCUUUACUUUCUGACGAGUGGGAUAGACGGAAAGACUGGUGUCAUACAUUAGUAGUAUGUGCCCUACUCCGCCCGGACUACACUGUCGUUGGAUUCCAACCGCUUACAUCGGAACAAAUAAAGAAGUACAAGAAAAUCACUUCACAACAACUCGCUCUAUUCAUGGAGAAUGAUGAUAGAAAAGCAUUCUUUUUGAGGAAGAAGGAGGAGCAGAAGGUAUAUUACGAGGAAGAAGAGUGUCAUUUUGGGCCUUUGCUCGACUGUUAA
This is a messenger RNA of Metarhizium acridum CQMa 102, 987 nucleotides long. The record is from RefSeq and is a predicted model, not a curated record. NCBI's taxonomy places the organism in Eukaryota, Fungi, Ascomycota, Sordariomycetes, Hypocreales, Clavicipitaceae.